GAUGCGCCAGCGGCUGGUGCAACAAUUGCACCGCCAGCGUUUGCAGCAGCAGCAACAACUGCAGCAGCAACACGAGCAACACGAGCCACACCUGCAACAUCAGCAAAUCGCACGCUCACGAACACAGUCGCAGCCACAAAAGCAGCCAACCAUGCACGAGGGGGUUCUGACCAACAGUUGCAGCACCCAAACACUGGCCUCCAGCUUUUGGCAGCCAUCCCAGCGAGUGGAUCGCUCGCGGGAGCAACUGCAGCAGUCCACCUUCGAGGACUAUCGCAAGAACUUGUUCGGCACCCUGCGAAGGCACGGCAGCCUCGAGGAUAAUGAUGAGCUGCAGGACGAGUCGUUCAUUGUGAAUGCGGCUUUUGAUGAGAUAUUCUCCUGCUACGAUGACGAGAACGAGGAUGACAAGGGCACACAGACGCAGACCAAUACCGAUGAUCUCUUCGAGGACGAGCACAUGCUGGUCAGCCUGAGCGAACUUGAUGACGAGGUGUUUGCCAGUCGAGCGCAAACGGCCUCGACCACGCCCACCGCCAGUGCGGGAAUGGGGGCUGGGCGAACGCCCAAACACAGCACGCCCCAAUUGAACCUGAACAAGUAUGCGGCUCCAUCGCCGCCUCGCUCCCGCACACUCACCAAUCUCUUCGAGCGCUUGAAGUCGCAGGACAGCAGGACGCUACAGAAGUAUGCUGCCGAUGGGGCGCUCAACAAGACAGAGGACUUCAAUAGAGGCUCCACCGUUAGUAAGUCCUUUGUCCAGCAGCUGAGAAAGCCCUCUCACAAGCAGAAACGAGCGCCGAGGCCACCGCCUAAGCCACAAUCCCGCUCCCAGGUGGCCAUUGCCCAUGUGACACCCCUCCGCAAAGCACUGAUCUUCCCCAAGCGAUCCAAGUCCUCCAGCGAACUACUCCUUGACGAUCUGAGCGUCCAGGCGCGUAAGUAUCAGCGAAAGAUAGAGCAGGGAUCAGCGCUGUAGACAGGAACAAUGGGCACCCAGUUAUGCACCUGUUUCUCACCUGUUGUCCAGUUAUUUGACCCCACCUAGAUAAUAACUCGAUUUUUUCGCAUUUCCGUUUACCCAGAGGCGACGCUUUUGUAGAAUAAGUGACCCCCAAACCAAAAAGUAAACGACCCGACCCCUACUACUUUCGAUUCUGAUCAAGACCCUCUUAUCGAACCUGAACCCGAACCCGAAUCCGAACCCGAAUCCGAUGUAGAUGUGGAACAAGUGCAGCUAUCCCGCCGCCAUAAUGGAAGACAAAGAUACGACCCGAAGCAAGCCCAAAGAGAAUUGAGCCAUACGAGGAAUAGCACCCGAAGAACUAAACUAAUUUCGUAAUUUACCCGUAGUUAAAUUAAGCCAAUUACUCGAAACUGCAUGAAAAUCAAAUCAAAAGAUGACUAACCAUAUUUAUAAAUACAACCAUAUACGAGUAUAAAUAUACAUAAACAUUACUGUACAAAUAGGUUCAAAGAUGCCCCGAGAGCGGGUUAGAUAUGGAAAUAAAAAUCAAACGACAAUUCGUGCUCUCAGCCUAGUUAUUUACGAGUACACGUUUGUCUCUUCAAUUAUUAUUUAAAUUCAUCUAAAGAAUAUACCAUACAAACGCGAUAUACAUCUUACAUUAUACGGAUAUAUAUAGCAUAUA
This is a messenger RNA of Drosophila teissieri, 1652 nucleotides long. RefSeq lists its product as uncharacterized. The transcript has a single exon. NCBI's taxonomy places the organism in Eukaryota, Metazoa, Arthropoda, Insecta, Diptera, Drosophilidae. The record is from RefSeq and is a predicted model, not a curated record. Bases 2 to 979 code for a protein of 325 amino acids.